Molecule: messenger RNA, 3741 nt
Organism: Homalodisca vitripennis (glassy-winged sharpshooter)
Lineage: Eukaryota; Metazoa; Arthropoda; Insecta; Hemiptera; Cicadellidae
Gene: CRMP
Product: dihydropyrimidinase
Exons: 15
Coding region: 211-1971 (586 amino acids)
Biological process (GO): pyrimidine nucleobase catabolic process
Cellular component (GO): cytoplasm; cytosol
Molecular function (GO): dihydropyrimidinase activity
Source: RefSeq, a predicted model, not a curated record
AACGUCGAAACGGAACGGAUAGUCGAAUACUUGCUGAUAAAAGCAUACGCCUUUUAUUCACCGAAAGAUUGCUUUCUAAGUAUUGGUAAAUUGGUGCUUCUAAUACUUUUAUCUAAUGACUGGUCAUUGAUAGAAUAUUAAAAAAAUAAUAAUUUGGUACAUCGAGUUGCAAUAAGUUUACAUUUCAACAUCUAACAACAAGAUUUCAGUAUGAGCAACCCAGUGAAAAAGGUUCCGAUUCAUCUGCAGAGUGCACAGAACAGGCUACUUAUUAAAAAUGGAAAAAUAGUAAAUGCGGAUGAAAUAACUGAUGGUGAUGUAUACAUUGAAGAUGGAAUUAUUAAGCAAAUUGGACGUAAUCUCAUCAUUCCUGGAGGAACUAGAGUGAUUGAUGCGAGGGGAAUGUAUCUUUUACCAGGAGGAAUAGAUCCCCACACUCACUUAGAGCUGGAAUUGAUGGGUGCUACAUCUGUUGAUGAUUUCUAUCAAGGAACAAAAGCUGCUAUUGCAGGAGGCACAACCAUGAUUAUUGACUUUGCUCUACCUCGCAAGGGAGAGUCACUGAUGGAUACUUAUAAUGCUUGGAGAGAGAAGGCCGAUGAAAAGGUGUGUUGUGACUAUAGCCUUCAUCUUGGAGUCACUUGGUGGUCAGAUCAGGUAAGGAAGGAAAUGGAGGAUGUAAUCAAGAAUGGAGUGAACUCGUUCAAAGUGUUUAUGGCUUACAAGGGUCUCUACAUGCUGUCAGAUCCUGAUCUCUAUGAAGUAUUCUCUCGCUGCAAGGAGCUGGGAGCAGUGGCCAUGGUUCAUGCUGAGAAUGGUGAUAUUGUCUACGAGAACACAAAGCGACUACUGGAGAAAGGGAUUGUAGGACCAGAAGGCCAUGAACUCUCUCGUCCAGAAGACGUGGAGGCUGAGGCAACCAAUCGUGCAGCUAUGAUUGCAAACCAGGUGGGAUGUCCCCUUUACGUGGUACAUGUGAUGAGUGAGAGUGCAGCGGACACAGUGGCAAGGCUGCGUGAAGGACGGGAGACUCUGCUGUUCGGAGAGACUCUAGCUUGUGCACUUGCCACUACCCAGCCUGAGGCUGGCAGCUGCUGGGAUCAUGCAGCAGCACAUGUACUUAGUCCCCCCUUGCGGCCAAAGAAAUCUACUCCAGAAACUUUGAUGCGUCAUCUUGCUAGUGAUGGUCUUCAGUUGACUGGAAGUGAUAACUGUACUUUCACCACUGAGCAAAAGCGACUUGGCCAGGGUGACUUCUCCAAGAUACCAAAUGGUGUCAAUGGUGUAGAAGACCGCAUGUCUGUAGUCUGGGAGAAGGGAGUGCAGUCUGGACUGUUGGACCCCUCUCGCUUUGUUGCUAUUACAAGCACUAAUGCGGCCAAGAUAUUUAACAUCUAUCCUAGAAAGGGUUGCAUAGCAGUUGGCUCAGAUGCAGAUAUUGUUGUAUGGAACCAUCAGAAAACAAGAGUUAUUUCUGCCAAGACUCAUCACCAAGCUCUGGAUACCAACGUUUUUGAGGGUAUGGAGUGCCAUGGUGUGCCAGAAUAUGUGAUUGUCAAUGGACGAGUCUGCGUAGAUGAAGGAGAUCUAAAAGUAGUUCAAGGAUUUGGCCGUUUUGUGCCAUGCCCUUCUUAUCCUCCUUUGAUUUAUCCUGAUGAAGCACCCAAGGAAGAAGCUCCAGAAUCUGUGGGCGACAAUGAGCGUAGUUCACGUGCUAGUGUCAAUGGAGAUGGGUCAGCCGCAGGCAGUGUGCAUGAUAGAUCUCCGGCCAUGAGUUGCUCUGCAAGUGUGUUUGGGGAUGAUUCUCCACUCCCAUUCACUACUGGCAAAGCUAUGCGCCAAGAGGGCCAACGAAACUUGCAAGAUUCUACAUUUUCUAUAUCUGCGGAGUUGGAUGACAGUGGCCACCGUGCUUGUAUCCGCGUGAAGAACCCUCCAGGUGGCCAGUCUUCUGGCUCCUUCUGGAAGUAACAUGAUUUCUUUGGUUUAAUCCAGGGGCUGAAAUUGAUGAAAUUUAUGACAAUUUUGAAGUAUUUGUUUAUAAAUCCUAAAUUCUCAUUUAUUCUCCAAAUCGAAUUGAAGGACUUGAACAAAUUUGGAUAGUUGUUUAGAGUUUACUGAUUUGUGUGAAUUCUUUAUUAACAUAAGUUGUUAGUUAGCAGUUGUCAUGUAUAUUUUGUAUACUCUUACAAUGUGUUUUUAUAUCAUUAAUUAAGAAAUCCCCAUACGGUUGAAUGUAAUGUAAUGUGAAAACCAAAGAUGUGUUACCAUCUAGCACAAACUUCAAAACUUAGUAAUAGAUCUAGUCAUUUCUGUUUUAUAAAUGUUUUUGUUUUAAACUGCUGAAUUGAUUUUUUAUUUAUUAAAAACAUUCUUUUUAUAUUUAAUAAACACAGAAACAUGUAAAUGUAGGCUAUGUAGUAAUACAGAAUUUCAUAAGUCAAAGUUAAGGCUUAUUCGUAUUUUGUUGAGCCAUACAAUCUUUAAUUGCAAAAGUUUCCUUUUUUUUAGUAAUAAUCACAAAUAUUUCCAUCUUAUAAUGCACAGUAAAAAAAAGAACAUAGUCCUUCUCUGACAUAGGACUUUAGUGAAAACAUCACACUGCCAAUCCAUAUUAGUUAGCUUUACAGAAUACUGGAACCAAAUAUUGCUAUAAAACAAAGUAAACCUACUGAAACUUGUUUUCUGUUUUACUGACAAUAAUAAUUUUAUUGUUGGCACAGUAGUAUAGCUGUGGAUGUUAAAUUGAUUGUAUUGUUUGUGGACCAGUGCCGGAUGAUACUAUGUGAUACUGUAAGAGAUUGGUCAUAAGAUUUCUAUUCAGUUGGUGUUGCAUCUAAAUUACAAGUGUUAUCCAAGUAGUAGGUUUACCUUAUUUAUGUAUUCAUGAACAAGUGACAAGUUUGAGUUUAAUGCCAUUGUUUGUAGCCAACAAUCAUGUAGGUUUUUUAAUUCCAAAUAAAAAUCAGUUGUGAAAGUUCAUCCCUUGUUUGUUGCUGGGGAACAAUUGUGUGUUAGACAAAGACAUAAUAAAACACACACACAGAAAAUUACCUAAACUGCAUAUUCGGGAAAGAUGCGGGAGUAUCUGUAACCGUCUAUGACUUUGACUUGUAAUUGAGCAGUUCAAAGCUACUUCAAUAAUGCUAAGGAUCCCAAACCAAAAUUUAAUUUGCAUACAAAAUGAUUGAUGACAAGUGUUACUUGUUCAUGGAUCCAACAAAAAGCUAAGUUUACAUUUUGGAUACUUCUUGUUUAUACAUGUUGUAAUGGAUCAUCUGAGAUAAAAGUUAAAAUAAUUUAUUACUUAUUUGUUGUAUUUCAAUAAUUUUUUUGUAAGUUUUAGUUUUAGUUCCUAGUACAAAAUUUAAUAUUUACAUUGUAUUUUAUAGUUUAUAAUAUAAUUUAGUUGUAUUUUCAAGUAUUUCUGCACUAGAAAAAUUGAAUAUUCUGAGGUUGGUUGUCACGCUACGCUUUUGUAAUUUUAAUUACAUUUUUAUAUUAUAAGCGUUAAGUUUUUCAAGUAUUUAAAUAUCUGUACUCAAGAAUUGCUUUUGUUUGAGGUCUUGGUGAAGUUGUCAAAGAACGUUCUUGUUAUAAUGUAUUUGGUGUUAUAAGAAUGAUAUUGGAAGUUGUGGCUUCCUAUUAGAGAAUUGUGUAUUGUAUCUAUUUACCACUCCCAACUAAAAUGAAUUAUGUUACUGUGUUAUAUUAAAUUGAAAUACAUUUCUAAUCAAUGUC